This is a messenger RNA of Rotaria sordida, 1307 nucleotides long. The record is from the annotation of a GenBank genome assembly. NCBI's taxonomy places the organism in Eukaryota, Metazoa, Rotifera, Eurotatoria, Philodinida, Philodinidae.
AUGAACGUAAAAUGUAUUCCUGAUAGUGAUAUUCUUAAAUUAUAUGGUGGUCAAAUGAUGUUUACAAAUAAAUUUAAUGAAUUUAAAGAAAAUAUUGGUAAUUUAAUAUCUACAAAUGAUUUUUUGUCAACAUCUCGUCUCUUAACAGUUGCCAUGCAAUUUAUAUUAGGAGCUACAGAUAUUGAUGAAUUGAAAGUAGUUCUAUUUAAAAUAGAAGUCAAUUGUCAAAAUACGAGAAUUAUUUUUGCUAAUGUUGAUAAAUGCAGUUAACUACAAUGUGAGCAAGAGGUUCUUUUUUCUUUGGGAACUGUUUUUUGAAUUGAAACAAUUGAAUUCGAAUCGACAUUCAAUUUAUGAAAAGUAAAAAUGAUAGCAACAGAUGAAUUAUCGAAUAUAACAGAAGAAACUUUAAAUUUAACAAUAGGAACAGAAAAUCGAAGUCCCGUAAUUCUGUUUGGUAAUCUACUCUUAGAAGAAGAUAAUCAUUUUGAUAUAGCUGAACAAUUUUUUCAAAUGUUACUGAAAAUAUUGCCAAAAGAUCAUGAAGAUAUUUUGCUUCAAAGUCUACCAUACAAAGAUGAACUAUUAUCGAUUUUUUUUAACACAAAAAUGUAAUUUCUUCGUAAAAAAGUAAAGAUCAUAUUUAAAAAUUUCAUUAAAAAAAUUCGAGUUUUGCAAAAAAAAAGCCGGUACUCAAAGGGUUAACAGGAUCAGUUUAAUAAGAUACUUUGACGCAAUUUACCCUACCGAUUAUAACUCUGGUAUGAACUCAAUGUAUAUGUGUCAGGCAAAAUUGAGAUUUAGGCAAAAUUAAACAAAGCUAUUAAAAGACUUGAAAUUUUAAAAAAGUUAAAAAACAUAAAAAUAAAUAGUUGAUCCUAUAAAUUUAAGUUAAGUUAUAUUCAACUUUGAUUGAAAUUUAACUCAGUUUAGGAAGAUGUAGAGUUCGCCACUUUUUUUAAUGCAAAUCUAAUUAAAACUUAGGAAGAUGUAGAGUUCGCCACUUUUUUCAAUGCAAAUCUAACUAAAAUUUAGGAAGAUGUAGAGUUCGCCACGUUUUUCUAUGCAAAUCUAAAUAAAAUAUAGGAAGAUGUAGAGUUCGCCACUUUUUUCAAUGCAAAUCUAACUAAAAUUUAGGAAGAUGUAGAGUUCGCCACUUUUUUCAAUGCAAAUCUAAACAGUAUAUUGUAAGAUGUAGAGUUCGCCACUAUUUUCAAUACAAAUUGUAUUGAAUUUAGGAAGAUGUAGAGUUCGCCACUGUUUUCAAUGCAAAUCUAACUAAAAUUUAGGAAGAUGUGGAGUUCGCC